Cotesia glomerata is the source of this 1955-nucleotide messenger RNA. RefSeq names its product homeobox protein 2-like. NCBI's taxonomy places the organism in Eukaryota, Metazoa, Arthropoda, Insecta, Hymenoptera, Braconidae. Gene Ontology annotation, molecular function: chitin binding. Gene Ontology annotation, cellular component: extracellular region. The coding region runs from base 170 to 1915 and encodes 581 amino acids. The transcript has 5 exons. The record is from RefSeq and is a predicted model, not a curated record.
CUGACUCUUCUACGUGCAACUACUUUGUAUUAAUACAAUUGUCCUUACAACAAUACCUUUUUAUAUUAAAAAAUAUUAUAAAUUAUAACUAUAAUUUAGUCUUAUUAGUUGUGCCGACAAAAAUAGAAUAAAAGUGUCAUAAUUAAUUUAAUAAAUUUAAAUUUAUAUUAUGGAUAUUAAAUUUUUUAUUGUGUUACUUUGCAGUUUCAAUUUGACUUUAGGAAGAGGUGUAGAGAAUAAAAUAAAAAAAUUAAGGGGAGAUUUGGGAGAAGAAAGCGACGAAGAUGAAGAUGUUGUAAGGAUUCAGUGGGAAGGAAAUGGAAAUUUUGGAAAAAAGUUCAGUGUUUUGAGUGACAUUGAUUCCGCAGAGUCAGGAAUUCCCUGGCCGAUUUUGCAGCCUCCUUUUUAUUACUAUUCGUCGUCAAUUAAUGAUUUUGACAGGGAAAAUUUGAGCCGUGAGGAUCAAAAAAGAUUGGAGGAAAAUUCGGGGGAGAGAAAUAAGAGUAACACUGUAAAAAAAUUGAGGAUAUAUGAGAUUACUGGUCCCGGAAGGAGGGAUGAAAAAUUUGGUGAAAAUUUGGGAAAUAUUCAGAGGAAAGAUUCGGGAAAAAUUGAUCAGGAAAGUUGGAAAAAUUUUAAAAAGACCGAAAGUGGGAAUUAUGGCGAAGAAAGAAAUUUUGGAAAGAAUCGAAGUAUUGGAAAUUUAGGAGAAUUUGAUAAUAAUGAUAAUGUGAGGAAGUUGAAUGAAUAUUUUGAGCGGAAGGAUAAUUUUGAACGGUGGAAAUUUGGUGAGGGAAAUUUUGGAAAAGGAAAUAGGCGGAAUUUUGGAAAUCAGAGUGAAAGUAAUAGUGAUAAUUUUGGUAAUGGGAGAAAUUUGAAAGUUUUGAAGGUUGGUGAAAAUUUUGAACAUCGAAAUUAUGGAAAUGAUAAAAAUUUGAAAGUUUUUAAUGCUAAUGAAAAUUUUGAACAUCUUUUGAAGGUAGAUCAAAAUUCUGAUAAUGAUAAAAAUUUUAAAAUUUUGAACAAUGAUAAAAAUUUUGAAAAUGAUAAAAAUAAGAAAUUCGAUGAAAAUUUGGAAAGAACAAAUUUCGGAAUUGGUCGGAAUUUAAAAGUUUUGAAAAUAGAUGAAAAAGAAAUGCAAAAUAAUGGAAAUUUUGGAAAUAAAAAUUUGAAAGUGGUAAAAAUAGGGGAAAACAUUCUUCCAGUUCACAUAAGAAAUUUUGGAAAUACUGAGGAUAUUAUCAAGGCUCACAAUGUUCAAAUUUUGAGUCGACCAAGAGACUGGUUUGAUGGUAUAAAAAAAUCUGAUGAUAGAAUAAAAAACGAGAGUGAUUUUGGAGGGGUCAAAAGACCGAAGGAUUUUGAAAAUAAUCGAGAAAUUGAUGAUGAUCAAAAUAAAAGCGAAGAAACAGAUGGCGCUGUUAAAGAAACAAUUUGGGAUCCUAGCAAAACUGAUGUAAAUAUUAAAAAAUUGAGACCGAUGCAGUCUUUGAGCGUCAUUAGGCCCUUAGAAGGUUCACAAUUUCCAAGGGGAAAUCGCAAGUAUCAAAACAGCGAAGAAGUGUCUGAAAGAAGAAAUUGGGAGUUUUCAAGGGAUGGUCAUUUAAGGAGAAAAGAAUUUCAGAGGGUUAAUCAUUUCAAAUAUUUGGAUUCACACUCAAAAUAUGGAGCGAUCCCUGGAAUCCCUGGCAGAGAUUAUCCAGUAAAUACAGAAUACAACCAACGCGCUACCAAGAAAUUUUUAUGCCCGACGCAUACAGACACUCAUAUUUAUAUCGCAGAUAGGUCUUCGCGUUGUCAAGUGUUUUAUGUUUGCUAUGGUAGCAAUUCAGGUGUGCAGAUGGUCUGUCCAGACGGAACGCUCUUUAACCAACAAUUGCAAGUGUGCGAUUGGUGGUUUAAUGUCAUUUGCUGACUGAAAUAUAUGAAAAAUGAAUGACUGUAAUAAAAUAAAU